AUGGCUUUACAGGACCUGUGCAAUUUCCAGGACUUCUUUCUGGACAGUAUAACCACCGAAUGUUCUUCAGUGCCUUUUGGAAAGAAGACUGGCUGUAACUAUGUGACUGGUUUGCCCUUUAGCAGCAGUACAAGUCUGUUUAAUUUUUACAUACCUGUUGCAGAAUACCUGGAUGAAAGUCCGAUACAGUUUGGGCAAAUCAGCACCGUCCAAAGCUCCGGCACCUUCUCAGCUCAAGACUCAAUCUCACCAUCGCUCUCCUGGCCCACAAGCCUUCCUUUGGCCUCCUCUCAGUCGGUCCCGCUGCCUUUUCCCAUGGCUCACGGCACCACCACCCUGGCUUUCAUGUUUCAGGGUGGUGUGCUGGCUGCAGCAGACACUCGUUCCAGUUGCUCUGGGCUCGUGGCGUGCCCAGCCUCCCAGAAGAUCCUGCCCAUUCACAGUCACUUGGUGGGUACUACUUCGGGUACGUCAGCCGAUUGUGCCCUUUGGAAACGGAUUCUGUCUCGCGAACUGCGGCUCUAUCAACUCCGCCACGGCCGACGGUUGUCCACAAGAGGAGCUGCCAAAUUGCUCUCCCACAUGCUUCAUCCGUUUAAGGGAACUGAGCUGUGUGUGGCUGCCACGUUGUGUGGGUGGGACGGAGGAGAGGUAGAUGCGUACCAUGACCAGGGAUGUGAUCUCAGCAGUCGUAGAGAAACAACAAAGAGUCAAAUGACUGAUCCUGCAGAGUCUAUAGAUGCCAGCCUGGAAAAGGUGUCUCUGGCUGAGACAAAGAAUCAGAGCUCUUCUUCAGCUGUUCUUGGUCAACAGCUUUCUGCAACAAAGAAAGUGAGUCUCUCUGGACCCAGUCUGGUCUAUGUGUGCAGUGAUGGCACUCGCCUGCAGGGAACGCUCUUCUCUGUGGGCUCGGGAUCACCCUACGCCUACUCGAUUUUAGACCAAGGGGUUCAAUGGGGACUGACAGUGGACGAGGCCACAUCAAUAGCCAGAGAGGCUGUGUACCGAGCCACACACAGGGACGCAUACUCAGGAAACUGUGUAGACAUCUAUCACAUCUCCUCCAAAGGAUGGACUCGCAGGAGCAGGGAGGAUUUAAAAGAGGAAUAUUACAGAGAAAAAGAAAGACAAGAGAGAAGGGAGAGACGGGAUAUGACUUUGUCUGAGUAA
Molecule: messenger RNA, 1170 nt
Organism: Epinephelus moara (kelp grouper)
Lineage: Eukaryota; Metazoa; Chordata; Actinopteri; Perciformes; Serranidae
Product: proteasome subunit beta type-11-like
Exons: 1
Coding region: 1-1170 (389 amino acids)
Cellular component (GO): proteasome core complex
Source: RefSeq, a predicted model, not a curated record